UAUCAAGUUUUAGUAGCGCUACGCUAUUUCGCUACGGGGUCGUUUUAUAUUACCAUUGGGGACACGCUGUUAGUAUCCAAGAGUUCUGCAGGGAGAGCCGUACGUCAGGUGACCGACCUUCUCUGUCAUCAUGUCAAUGAAUUUAUUCGUCUGCCUGGCAGAGAUGAGAUUUCUGGCAUAAAAAACAACUUCCAUAAACUUGCAGGUAAAUAUAGCGUCUGCAUUUUGUUGACCUUCACCCAAUAAAUAAUGAAUCCUGAACCCGAUCACACAUAGACCUACAUAAUUUGCAAAUGUUUUACCGGUAUAUAACGGUACUUCUUUACUUACAGUACACAUUUGUAUAACACUGUUCAUACAAAAAAAAUCAAUAAAAAACUCUACAUACAACAGCAUUUGAAGCAAAUAAAGGUUUUAUCAAUGCAUGCGCGGAUCUAGAGUUUUAUCUACAUUAAUAUCGAAAGGUGCCCCCAUUCCACCUUAAAUUCACAACAUGAAGUACACCAUAAAUAAGCCUCUGACCCCCAUGGUAAACAAGUUUAUCCCUAUGACCCCAAUGAGAAGUUAUGGAUCCGCGCAUGUAGUAUAAGAAUAAUAGUGGUGGAUCAAACGACUUGUCAAAAUUUACCGUGUUUCAUUUCAUUUGUUUCUUAAAUAUUCGUGUUUUUAAUUUUUAAUUAAUGAACUCAAAUGUUUCUUAAUUAAAAUUAUCGGUAUCACAAGGGCAGAUGAUAGAUCUAAAGAAAGUACAAAAUUGAGGACCCCCUUCCACCACCCACCCCCCACCCCCAAUUAUAAAAUAACACGUGUAUUCAUGUUUAUGUUCAUGCAAUUUAAUAAUAAUAUUUUAUCACAGGAUUCCCGGGUGUUAUUGGUUGUAUAGAUGGAACAAUGAUGAAAAUUGUAUCCCCGUCAGAAAAUGAAGCAGAUUAUUUAUGCCGUAAAGGCUUUUAUGCGCUCAAUGUACAGAUGACAUGUGAUCCUCAGUUUAGAGUGUUGGAUGUCGUUGCAAAGUGGCCAGGAAGUGUGCACGAUGCUCGGAUUUUCAGGGAAUCCAACUUAUGCACACUUAUGGAAGAAGGGCAUCUAUCGGGCUUUCUACUAGGAGAUUCUGGAUACGGCCUGAAACCUUAUCUCUUGACCCCGUAUAUAGCGGAAGAUGCUCCUGGAAACAGACGCUAUAAUGCAGCACAUUGUAGAACAAGAGUCACGAUUGAGCAAAUAUUUGGAAUUUUGAAAAAGAGAUUUCAUGCCCUCCACUGUGGCCUUCGGACCAAGCCUGAAAGAGCGUGCAGAAUAGUGACAGCAUGUGCUAUUCUCCACAACAUAGGUAUUCAACGGAGGGACAUUCUGAGAGACUCAGACUUGACGAAUGCAGUUGAUGUGGCCGUGGACGUCCACGUUAGGGUUCCAGAAGACGCUGUAGGACGCACCGUGAGGGACCACGUGAGAGAUACAUACUUCUUAUGAGUACGUUUCUAUGCAAAGUCAACAUCUUAGAAUUUUAAUUAUAAAAUUACAGUUUACAAUUUACUACUUUAUGUACCGGUACCUUAUACAUAUUACUAACAUGAUAUUUGAGCUGAGAUUUUUAUAUGUUGGUGGCCCCGAAGCCAGGUUGCCUACUCAGAUCAUUAGAUAAAGUUUAACUAAACGUCGCGUGCUCAGUCUACAUUAUGACGUCAUGUUUCAGACGUAAAACGUGCACGUUUUGUCUUCCGAAAUAGCCGAAGAGAGUUACGUUAUUCCGAACUUUUUUUUAAUUUCUUCUCUCAUUGUUUAUCAAUUUAUUUCAAAUAAAUGCCGCGGUAAUAAAAUUGAAUACUUUAUUCAGUAUCUAAAAGAUCAGUUCCUUGAUGUUAAUGUUUUUAUUUUCCAUCUGAUAAUUUGAUAAGAUAUACAUAGAACUAGUGUUUCUUGAUUGAAGCACUAUUGAAACUUAUCUUGGUGUCCUCUUUUAUUUCUUUUAAUUCAAAUUACCUUUUAUUGAAACACUAGAACAUUUUAAUCGAGUAUAGGGGCAAUAAACAUUGAUAAGUACCAGUCAAUCAAUGAUCGAACUAACUUUUUAAAAACAAAAUGGCUGCCAAUAUGGCGGCGCCCAGGGCUGGAAGAAAUUUUUUUUGGCCUAAGUUCCCCUGAUUCAACUUUCAUUUUUAACUGAUUUUCUUAUAUAUACGUGUUACCAUUAAUCCUCGCUUCGCGAGGCGGGCUUCGCCCGCCUCUCGCUGCGCUCGGUAUUACAAUCGGGUUCGUUGUCGGGUUGGGCUGUUUAACUGUUUGGUUUGAUUCGGGGUACAGAAGACGGUAAGAAAUGAUAUUGUGCAUAACAGUGCAUUGUUUUCACAAAUUUUUACCAGCGAAUACAGAAUAGACUUGGCGAAAUUACAGGAGAUGAAAUAAAGAGUAUUAUUUUACCUAUUUCCUAUUUAAUUUCUAUAUCAACUAUAUAGUUUUAAUUUCCUCUGUUUUUUUUUUUUUUUAUCUCUGAUUGAAGCAUGA
Magallana angulata is the source of this 2502-nucleotide messenger RNA. RefSeq names its product putative nuclease HARBI1. Bases 892 to 1470 code for a protein of 192 amino acids. Lineage: Eukaryota; Metazoa; Mollusca; Bivalvia; Ostreida; Ostreidae. The record is from RefSeq and is a predicted model, not a curated record. The transcript has 4 exons.